Megalops cyprinoides (Indo-Pacific tarpon) is the source of this 10540-nucleotide messenger RNA. RefSeq names its product neural-cadherin-like. The transcript is spliced from 33 exons. Gene Ontology annotation, biological process: multicellular organism development; calcium-dependent cell-cell adhesion; cell-cell junction assembly. The record is from RefSeq and is a predicted model, not a curated record. Gene Ontology annotation, molecular function: calcium ion binding; cadherin binding. Lineage: Eukaryota; Metazoa; Chordata; Actinopteri; Elopiformes; Megalopidae. Bases 172 to 8850 code for a protein of 2892 amino acids. Gene Ontology annotation, cellular component: catenin complex; plasma membrane; adherens junction.
UAGCGUCGACUUAGACACAAACAUCAACUUCCUGACUAUGCGCUAGAUUUUAGACAGCAUUACAAACGUUUUCUUUAAUUCAAAUGAGAAAAUCAUAUUUUUAUUUUGCAAUGAUCCGUUGUCACCGUUCGCGCUCCUAAACCACUCGGCGUGGUAGAACUUCUCACAGCCAUGAUUUUGGCUAUUUUGAUAUCGUAUUUCGUAACUUCGGUUUCGGGAAACAAAACGGACGAGCGGAUACCUUUCUUUCACGGGCAUGUGUUCGAGAACUCGUCUCCCGGGUCCAGAGUGAACGGGCUCAGCAUUCCUAUGAAACGGAUAGACGCACAAAAACUGUGCCCGCAGACAGGUGCGCACCUAAAGCUCUCGGGGGAUGGCAGCGAGGACUUCCACGUCUUUGCUCACCACAAACGCGGCCACGUCUUGAUGAAAACAUCUCGGAUCCUGGACAGGGAAGAGCGCGCUGAAUACCACCUCGGCCUCGGACUGUGCUGUCAAAGUUGCGCCGCAGCUGACGGCGCGGUCACCCAAGUUGCGUCAGUGAAGGUGGACGUGCUGGACACCAACGACCACGAGCCAUUCUUUCACAACAGGGACGUUAAAAUAACUUUGGAUGAUGCCACUGCCCUCCGAUCUGUCGUGCACAAGGUGACUGCGAAGGACACGGACAGCGGCAAGAACGCCGACUUGAUCUACUUUGCGAUUCCCAAAAAUGGCAGUUUCUACGUGGUGCCAAAGACCGGAGAUGUGCUGCUGGUGGAUUCCAUACUAGGUUUGGCGACCCCGAUUAAAUUCAGCGUGUUCGCCAGGGACCACGGAUGGCCUUCUCGGACCAGUCAGAACAUGGACUUCGAGAUAAGACCUCGACAAUGGCCAGCGAGACCGCAGGUGCACGCCAGCGGACCGGGUGGCCGACUCCAUCGGAAGUCCAGAUCUGUACUGGAGUCGGACAACCCGGUCGUCAUCAACGUUUCUGAAGAUGCCAGUAUUGGUUCCGUUGUAAUGAACCUGAACCCAGUGCGGUUUCAGUCUGCGAGUUUUGAGCUGGUCUACCCUGGGCAAGACAGCACGCCAGUCACCGUCAGCCGGGACAGCGGGGAUAUAGUGAUUUCUAGGCGGCUUGACAGAGAGUCGGAACCCGUGGUGGAGAUUACCGUUAAAGUACAAGACAAACGAGGUCCAGACUGGUACCUCGUUCGGGUGGAGCUCAUCGUCACUGAUGUGAAUGACAACGCCCCCGAAUGGACCAUGGUGCCCUUCCCCUACCUGGCCGUGGUGUCCCCCGACGCCCCGCCCGGGUCACUGGUCUACAAGCUGCACGCCCGUGACGGGGACGAGGGCAACAAUGGGGAGGUGGAGUACUUCCUGUCUGACGGCGGAGACGGCCGCUUUGACGUGGACAGGAAGAGCGGUCACAUCAGAACGACAGGGCUGCCGCUGCAGAGGGAGAGGGAGUACCUGCUGAAUGUGGUGGCUGCUGAUAAGCUGGGCAGCCGUAGCCCUCCGGCGGUGGUGUCUGUGGUGGCAGGACCCCGAGCACCGCAGUUCAGCAACACCUCCUACUCCAUCGCCAUCCCUGAGAACACCCCCGAGGGCCAGCCGUUCCUGGUGGCCCCCGCUGUGUCCUUCCAGAAGCAGCCCCUGAGCUACAGCCUGCUCAUCAAUCCCAGCAGCCUCUUCUCCAUCCAGCCCGAGACGGGCGAGAUAAGCCUCACCCGCACCAUCGACUUCGAGAGCGACCAGCACCGGUUCCUCCUGCUGGUGCGGGCCAGCGAGAGCCAGGACAGCCUGAGCAGCGCCGCUGAGGUUCGAGUGACGAUUACUGAUGAGAACGACUGUGUCCCGGAGUUCCUGCAGUCCAUCUACAGCAAAGAUGGCGUCCCCGAGACGGUAACCACGGCAACCUCGUUGCUGCAAGUGUCGGCCAGCGACUGCGAUUCGGACCUGAAUGCCGAGGUCACCUACCACACCCUGAGCCCGGACUUCACCAUUUCACCCCAUGGCACCAUCUUCCCGGCACGCCCACUGGACUACGAGCGGCCCAACCACCUGUAUGAGUUUGUGGUGAUGGCCGUGGACAAGGGGGAGGGUCCCCGCACAGGCACGGCCACCGUCCGAGUUCGCAUGUCCAACGUCAACGACGAGGCCCCCGAGUUCUCCCAGCACGUCUAUAAGACCUUUGUCUCCGAGGAUGCUGGGCCCAACACGCUGGUUGCCACGGUGCUGGCCAAGGACCCCGAUGGUGAUGGAAUCACAUACAGGAUCACAGCAGGCAACGAGGAAGGGAACUUUGUCAUCGACAGCCAGAAAGGGUUGAUCCGGCUCCGAUCCAGCCCCCCCCCCAAACUGCAGGGCCUGGAAUACGUCCUCAACAUCACGGCAACCGACGACAACGCCUCGGGCGGACCACACGCUCUCUCCUCCACCGCUCAGGUUGUCGUGGGAGUGGACGAUGUCAACAACAACAAGCCAGUAUUUGAGAAGUGUCAGCAGUACAGAGAGAGGACCUCGGUGCUGGAGAACCAGCCUGCCGGGACCUUUGUUCUGCAGGUGCAUGCAGUGGAUGCUGACGAGGGAGCCAAUGGGAAAGUGACAUACGGCUUCAUGCACAAAGACAGCACUGUCCCUGCCUUCAGCAUCCACCCAGAGACAGGUGUGAUCGUCACAGCCAGGAAGUUCGACCGCGAGAAACAGCGGGAGUACGCAGUCACAGUCACGGCGACGGACCAGGCGGCCGAGCCGCUGAUCGGCAUUUGCCAGAUCAACAUCCUCAUCUUGGACGAGAACGACAACGACCCGAAGUUCGAGAACCUGCGCUAUGAAUACUUCUUACGGGAGGACACCAUGAUCGGGACCAGUUUCCUGCGCGUGGCGGCGCACGACGAUGACUACAGCACCAACGCAGCCAUCACCUACUCCAUGUCCGCGGAGCAGCCCGAGUACCUGCGAGUGAACCCCGUCACGGGCUGGGUGUACGUCAACCAGCCCAUCUCACAGAGGUCCUACAUCACCCGGGAGAUCGUGGCCACGGAUGGCGGAAACCGGAGCAGCUCGGUGGAGCUGGCCGUCACCAUCACCAACGUCAAGAACCAGCCGCCGCAGUGGGAGCGGGACAGCUACGACGUGGUCAUCCCCGAAAACACCAUGAGGGACACGCCCAUCGUGACCAUCAAGGCCAUAUCCCCGCUGGGUGACCCCAGGGUGACCUAUAACCUGGAGGACGGGAUGGUGCCGGAGACCAACAUGCCGGUGCGCUUCUACCUGACACCCAACCGCGAGGACGGCUCCGCCUCCAUCCUGGUGGCGGAGCCCCUGGACUACGAGACCACCCGAAACUUCGUGCUGAGGGUCCGCGCCCAGAACGUGGCCGCCGUGCCCCUCGCCGCCUUCACCACCGUCUAUGUCAACGUCACAGACGUCAAUGACAACGUGCCGUUCUUCACCUCCUCCAUCUACGAGGCCACCGUGACGGAAGGGGCAGAGGCAGGGACCUUCGUCCUCCAGGUGUCUGCCAACGACCUGGACCUGGGUCUCAACGGGAAGAUAACCUACUCGCUGCUCAACGACCGCAGUGGAGACCACCAGUACUUCCGCAUCGACCCGGAGCUGGGCACCAUCUACACCGAGGCGGUGUUUGACCGGGAGACGAAGGGCUCGUACCUGCUGGAGGUGAAGUCUAUGGACGGGUGGGAAUCGGCCCGGCCUGGCAAAUACGGGCAGCCCAACUCUGACACGGCGUACGUGCGUAUUUUCAUCAGCGAUGUGAACGAUAACAAGCCCGUCUUCGCCGACAGCGUCUAUGAAGUCAACGUCGACGAGGACGCGGAUGUCGGCUUUGCCGUUGUCACUGUCAGCGCUAAUGACGAGGAUGAAGGUGCCAAUGCCAAGCUGCGGUACCAGAUCACGUCCGGGAACACAGGGGGCGCGUUUGACGUGGAGCCUGAGGUGGGCACCAUCUUCCUGGCCCAGCCCCUGGACCACGAGCUGGUGAGGCGCUACAAACUCCAUGUCCUGGCGUCCGACGGCAAGUGGGAGGACUACGCGGCGGUUGUGGUCAACGUGGUCAACAAGAACGAUGAGGCGCCCGUCUUCUCCAUGAACGAGUACUAUGGCAGCGUGACCGAGGAGCUGGAUGGCUCACCUGUCUUUGUCCUACAGGUAACUGCAACUGACCCAGAUAAAGACGCUGACCAGGAGGCCCUGAGGUAUUCUCUCCAUGGUCAAGGGGCAGAGAGCGAAUUCAUCAUUGAUGAGGUGACGGGGAAGAUCUACGCGCAGAAGACGCUGAACCGUGAGGACCGUGCGGUCUGGAGGUUCGUGGUGCUGGCCACUGACGAGGGCGGCGAGGGUCUGACGGGUUUCACCGAUGUCAUCAUCAACGUCUGGGACAUCAACGACAAUGCGCCUGUCUUCACCUGCGCGCCAGACAGCUGCGAGGGGCACGUCCCCGAGAACUCCCCGCCCGACACCUCCGUCAUGGAGAUGACGGCCACCGACCUGGACGACCCCACGGUUGGCCAGAACGCGGUGCUCACCUACCGGAUCAUGGGUAACGCCCGUGGCGGGGGCAGCGGCGGGGUUGACCUGUUCAGCAUCAAUGCCAGCACAGGCACCAUCUCGGUGGCGCAGCGAGGCCUGGACCGGGAGAGGGCGGACAGCUACCUGCUGGUGGUGGAGGCCCGGGAUGGUGGGGGCAUGGCGGGCACCGGAACCGCCACCAUCCGGGUGACAGACGUUAACGACCAUGCCCCCAGCUUCACCGUGGCAUCCUGUGGCGCCCGGGUCUCAGAGAGCGCUGAGCCGAACUCGGCCGUGCUGGAGCUGUCGGCCGUGGACGCGGACGUCGGGGAGAACGCCCAGCUCACCUUCAGCAUCGUGGGCGGCGACCCCGAGCAGAAGUUCUAUGUGGUGAGCCAUCGGCAGGAGCAGCGCGGCACGCUUCAGCUGAAGAAGAAGCUGGACUACGAGAGGGCCAGCGAGCAGUGGUUCAACCUGACGGUCAAGGUGGAGGACCUGGACUUCUCCAGCCUGAUCCACUGCGUCAUCGAGGUGGAGGACCACAACGACCACGCCCCGGUCUUCGUGCCGCACUUUUACCCGCUCUCGCCUCUGCCCGAGGAUGUUCCCGUGGGCACCAGCAUCGCCAGGGUGGCGGCCAGCGACGCCGACUCCGGGCACAACCGGGAGAUCGUCUACAGCAUCCUGCCGGAGUCCGACCCGCACGGCCAGUUCUCCGUGGACCAGACAGGCCUGGUCACAGUGGUGAGGCCGCUGGACCGCGAAACCGUGGCGCUGCAUAACCUGGUCAUCUUGGCGACUGAUCAGGGGAGCCCGCCGCAGACCGGGAGCGCCACCGUCCAGCUGACCCUGCUUGACAUCAAUGACAACGGGCCCGAGCUGGAGGUGGCCUACAUGCCUGUAGUGUGGGAGAAUGUUCCGGGCCCUCAGGUGGUGCGGCUGAAUCAAACCUCCACGCUCCUGCACGCAGUGGACCGGGACUCCCCAGAGAACGGGGCCCCCUUCUCCUUCUCUCUCCCGUCCGAUUACCGCCACGGCCGCGACUUCCUCCUGCGGGACAACGGCAACAACACUGCCACCGUGACCGCGCUGCGCUCCUUCGACCGCGAGAGGCAGAAGGCCUUCCGGCUGCCCAUCAUCAUGACGGACAGUGGCAAGCCGCCCAGGAGCGUCACCAACACGCUCACCAUCACCAUCGGCGACGAGAACGACCACGCCCACCUGCCCGGGAACAAGGACAUCUACAUCCACAGCCACAGAGGAAUGAUACCGACCACAGUCCUGGGUAAAGUGUAUGCCCCGGACCCGGACGACUGGGACAACAAGACGUAUGCCUUUGAGGGACACGUGCCCAACUACUUCGUACUAAAUAAACGGACUGGCUUUCUCAUCAUCAAGGAGAAUGCUCCGCCCGGCAGCUAUGCCUUCAGAGUGCGCGUGUCAGACGGGGUGUGGCCCGACGUCGUGUCCAAGGUGACCGUUCAUGUCAAGGAGCUGCAGGAUGAGGCCAUAUACAACUCGGGGUCCCUCCGUCUGGCAGACAUUACGGCGGCUGAGUUUCUUGACCGCAGGGGUGCGGGGCGGAGCCGAUACGAACUGUUCCGGGACUUCCUGUCCGAGAUGCUGGCGGUCAGUCCUGAUGACGUCAACAUCUUUAGCCUGGUGGAUGUGCGGGAGAAGACAUUGGACGUGCGUGUCUCUGUAGGUGGCGCCCCCUACUUGAGACCAGAGAAACUGCAUGGAUACCUCGCUGCCCACAAACAGAAGCUGGAGUCCUUUCUCCAGGUGAACAUCAGCCAGGUGCACGUGGAUGAGUGCACAGAGACAGCCUGUGGGGGCAGUGGCGGCUGCUCCAACCGCCUAUCCAUCAGUGCCACGCCCACUGUGGUGGAUUCUGGGAGCACGUCCCUGGUGUCUGUGACGGUGACCACCAGCGCUGUAUGCGGCUGCCCCGGGCGGGACCACCUGCACCAGGCCUGCGCCUCCUACCCACGAAAUCCCUGUUACAACGGUGGGAUCUGCAUCGACAGCCAGAGCGGAUACAGAUGCCAGUGCCCUCCUCAGUUCGAGGGCCCGGAAUGCCAGCAGACCAAGCACAGUUUCCACGGUGACGGCUACGCUUGGUUUCCCCCCAUGAGGUCGUGCUUCGAGAGCCGGCUCUCGCUGGAGUUCAUCACCGAGGUGGCGGACGGGCUGCUGCUCUACAGCGGCCCUCUGGCGCAACUGCAGCCCUGGGAUCCCGAGGACUUCAUGGCCAUAGAGUUGAUAGAUGGCACUCCCACCCUGAAGAUUAACCAUGGAUCCGGCACGCUGGUGUUGCAGUUACCAAGCAACGUGCGAGUGGCAGACAGACGGUGGCACAGACUGGAUGUGAGAAGUGACAGUAAGGAAGUACGCUUCACUCUGGACCGCUGUACCGCCGCGACCGUCCUGGAGUCGGAGGGGGUGGGCAGCUGGCUGACGACCGAAGACCACUCCUCCUGUGAGGUCACGGGGGUCACGCCUAACAUGGACAGGCACCUGAACGUGACACAGGUGUUGCAGCUGGGCGGGGUCAAUGAGAACCUGCCCUACAUCUACCCCCAGCUUCAGCACAAGCACUUCACCGGGUGCAUCCGCAACCUCAUCGUGGACAGCCAGUUCUAUGAUCUCGGCUCUCCUGCGGACUCGGUGAACAGCUCUCCGGGGUGUGUGAUGACGGAUGGGAACUGUGUCAGCAUGGGGUACCCUUCCUGUGGGCCCCGAGGGUGGUGCCAUGGCGAGUGGGGUUCCUUCAGCUGCCAGUGUAUACCCGGGUACAGCGGGCACCAAUGUGAGCAAGAGGUUCCGGAAUACUCCUUCGAUGGGCGGAGCCACGUCCACUACCAGCUGGCGUUUCCGCUGCCGGCCCGUCGGACCCAGGUCCAGGUCCUGGUGCGGACCAGGAAGCCCAGCAGCACCAUCGUCAGCCUGCUGUCCAAGGAACAGAACGAGUACCUGCGUCUGGAGAUCUCCCAGGGCCUGCUGGCCGUCUUCUAUAACCUGGGCGACGGGGACUUCAGCCUGACCCUGCCGACCCACCGCCUCGACAACGGGGAGUGGCACGAGGUGCAGCUGGAUCGCCACGACAACGAGGUGACCCUGCGGGUGAACGGGGGUGGCGGGCAGCGGGAGGCCACCGCGGCCCCCGGGCGGAGCCGGGAGAUCGUCAUCGACCCCUCGGUGGUGAUGCUGGGAAACUCUGUCCCCUCCAGCCACAACAAGAGCUUCCAAGGCUGCAUGCAGGACCUGAGGCUGAAUGGCCGGCACAUGCCCCUGGACAGCCACGCCCGGGAGGGCGUGUCCCUGGUCAGCUCGCAGGGCGUGUCCGUGGGCUGCUCCUCGGACUCCUGCCGCAGGAACCAGUGCAACCCGCCCUUCACCUGCGUGGACCUGUGGAGGAUUCACGAGUGCAGGUGUCCCCCGGGCCACAUGGUGCAGGAGAACGCCACGGGCAGGUACUGCGUGUACACCCUGUGUGCCAGCCGGCCGUGCCACCGCGGCACCUGCGUGGCGCAGUCGCCCUCCAACUUCACCUGCACCUGCCCACAGGGCUACCGCGGCCGGCGCUGUGAGGUCACCCUGGCCAUCUACCGCGACGAGGUCGGCCUCAGCUUCAGCUCCCUCUUCGCCAUCUGCAUAUGCUUCCUGGCGCUCCUAGUGCUGCUGUUAGGCAUCUUCCUGUGGACCCGCUGGAGGAGCUACAAGGGGCUGAAGGAGGGCGUGUACCACGUGUCGGCCCACCACGAGGGCUGGGAGGAUAUCCGCGAGAACGUGCUCAACUACGACGAGGAAGGCGGUGGCGAGGAAGACCAGAAUGCCUAUGACAUGGCAGAGCUGCAGAAAUCCCUGCAGCCCAGCCCCGCCCAGUCUGUUCAGUACAGCCGGUCCCGGGCGGCCCAGCGCCACCCCCCCAUGCUUCAGGACACCGCCAAAUCCAGCACCUCCACCACCACCACCGCCUCCACCUGCUCCUCCACCCUGCGCCGGGAUGUCCCGCCCACCAGGAACCCUGCCCAGGGCCAGAGCCACCCCCUGGCCCUGUCCCGGAAGAGCCUGUCCUUCUCCAGCCAGGACCUGGCCCGUUACCUGUGCGAGAUCAUCCGGGACGCGGACCAACACCUGGACACGGCGCCGUUCGACUCCCUGCAGGUGUUUUCCACUGAGGGCGGGGGCUCGCUGGCCGGCUCGCUCAGCUCCUUCAGCUCCUCCGGCCUGGAAGAGGACAAGGCACAGGAGUCCCUGCAGGAGUGGGGCCCACGGUUCGAGAAACUCAAAGCGCUGUACGAGAGAGCUGAGGCCAGCGACCUCUGAUGGAGAUCUGCAGCAACGAGCAGAGAAGACCAAACUGAAGUGAACCACAGGAAACUACAGGAAACUACAGGAAGCUACAGAACAUUGAGGGAGUUUACGGGAAAUUACAGGAAACUUCUGAAAAGGGAACUUAAGGAAUUCAAGGGAAGGAUUUGCAAAGUAAAUGAAAAUCUAACUGCUCUCGUCUGUUUUGAGACUGGCAGGACACACAGAAAUUGUGUGUGUUCAGUUGUCUUCAUGCGGUUUUCUCUUGUCUGGAACGUAUUGUCUACGACCCACUUUUCCCAUGUGUGAUGAGAGGACUCAUUAAGCAAAACGAAAUCGGCUGCAAUGGCUCUUAAAAAACUGACACUGCAGGUUUGCGGUGUCUCGCGGACGACAAUGAUUUCCAUGGAAAGUGUUUUAUCUGUAAAUCAAACGUGAGAGUUCGCUGUUUAUUUAAUCCGUUCCAGUUUAUGCAAUAGACGCCAACUGUUCCAAAUAUGAAUAAAUCUGAGACAUAACAUUUAGUUGAGGUUUUUUUUUUUUUUUCCUAAAUUUACCUGAAAGUUUGUUCAGUUGAGAUGAGCGGGAACCAAAAUCCACCUCUUAAAAUAGAGCUGGGGGAAAAACUGACAGCCGAGAGGAACGGAACAGUAAGCGUAAGAAUGCCGUUCGAAACCACAGGGCUCUGUGCUUGAAUGCUCCAUCCCACAGUCUCAAAAUACCAGAGUGUGAAAGGCCAAAGUGAAGCUGCGCGGGGGGGGGAGAUAAAACAGCGUCCCUCUAACGAUCCGAGAAUUAGCGGGCUCGAUCCCUCCUGACGGCUGCUAAUUGCUGAUCGGGAUGUGCGGGGCACUGCUUUUGGAGGCUAACGAAAGAUCAAUCCAAAUUAACCUCAAUCAAGAGCACCGCGGAAGCACCAUGAGAUGAGGCCUUGCAAUUGAACUGAGGAAAACGUGAGGAGAGAAGAGGGGAGGAGAGGUCUGAACUGGUGCAAGGAUUACUGUUUGGACAGGAUUUUAGCGAGGGGUACUCCCGCCGAGUGUACUCCAAAUUUAUAGCUUACAUAAGAAAAUGCAUAGAUGCAAAAAAAUGUUAAUAUUAUGACCUUCUACUAUAGAACAUCUGUUUGGCUCUUUGAAUGGAUUUGCUCACCACUGCUGUGAAAAGGAUGGAGAGGGAGGUUGUGUUUCUUUCAAUAAACCCUGGAGAGUUUGCCGAUUAAAACGCUUGAAUAUGAAUGAAUACACCAUGAGAUUACAUGGGGCAAAAGGAGAUGGACAGAUUGAAUAAAAAUGCAUGUGGUCUCUCUGCGACGCUCAGUAUUUCAUACCUCAUAGAAAGCCAACACAUUGCACAGCACGGAUUUUCAGAAUGCAUUGACAAAAAAACCCUUUUCGUGAUUUUUUUUAUUUUGUUUUUUUUUUCUCUUUUCUUUUUACAGGAAUAUGUGUUGAGCGUGACAGCACUGCUGGAAAUGGAUGGAAGUAUGUUAAAAGCCGUCAGUGUGAUAAUCCUAAUGUGAGUUGAUAGCUGGCUGUCAUGCCAUGAACCAAAGGGACCAGGCAUCUUGUGGCAGCUCAAAGUAGACGAUUUGAAUGCGGAUUUCAAAUGUGCCAAUUUUAAAAGGUAGCAAUGCGAGAUGAAAUGAGAUUCCAGGGUGCAAAUACUGAAUGCUUCUGUGACUGGAUGCUUUCACAAAAACCAA